Molecule: messenger RNA, 2518 nt
Organism: Medicago truncatula (barrel medic)
Lineage: Eukaryota; Viridiplantae; Streptophyta; Magnoliopsida; Fabales; Fabaceae
Product: glycine--tRNA ligase, mitochondrial 1
Exons: 9
Coding region: 71-2185 (704 amino acids)
Biological process (GO): mitochondrial glycyl-tRNA aminoacylation
Cellular component (GO): cytoplasm; mitochondrion
Molecular function (GO): glycine-tRNA ligase activity; ATP binding
Source: RefSeq, a predicted model, not a curated record
AGCCGUUGUUAUUGUUGAAACCUUAAAUUGUCAACACUCACCAACAACAACAACAACCGAACCUCUUCCAAUGGCCACCGCCGAAGAAUCUCUCCGCAAAUGCCUAUCAGAAAAACUCUCCGCAGUCGAAAUCCAAAGCAACACAGUCCGUUCACUAAAAUCUUCCUCAGCUCCUAAACCUGACAUCGACGCCGCUGUUCAAGCUCUUAACGCUCUCAAACUUGAGAAAUCCUCCAUCGAAAAGUCACUUGAAUCUCUUCUCUCUGCUUCCGGCUCCAAUUCCCGUAAAGCAUUCCGUAAAUCAGUUGUUAACACACUUAAACGCCGUUUCUUUUACAACUCGUCGUUUCAAAUUUACGGCGGCGAAGCCGGUUUUUUUGAUUAUGGACCUCCUGGCUCCGCUGUUAAAUACAAUGUUCUCUCUUUUUGGCGUCAGCAUUUUAUGUUGGAGGAAAAGAUGCUUGAGGUUGAUUGUCCCUGUGUGACACCAGAGGUUGUUCUGAAAGCUUCCGGCCACGUGGAAAAGUUUACCGAUCUCAUGGUGAAGGACGAGAAAACUGGAACGUGUUACCGUGCCGAUCACUUGCUCAAGGAUUAUUGCAAUCAGAAGCUUCAGGAGGAUCUCACAUUGUCAUCAGAAAAAGCUGCAGAGCUGAAACACGUGCUUGCCAUGCUGGAUGGUUUCUCAUCUCAAGAACUUGGUGCUAAGAUUAAGGAGUAUGGUAUCACUGCUCCUGAAACCAAGAACCCACUCUCUGAUCCUUACCCUUUCAAUUUGAUGUUUCAAACUUCCAUUGGUCCCUCCGGCUCAGCUCGUGGGUUUAUGCGUCCAGAAACUGCACAGGGCAUAUUUGUUAAUUUCAGAGACUUGUACCAUUACAAUAGAGACAAGCUACCCUUUGCUGCUGCACAAAUUGGACAGGCUUUUAGAAACGAGAUAUCCCCCCGUCAAGGGCUUCUCAGAACCCGUGAAUUCACCUUGGCAGAAAUUGAGCACUUUGUUGACCCCGAAGAUAAGUCACAUCCUAAGUAUGCCAAAGUUGCUGACCUCGAGUUUUUCAUGUUCUCGAGGGAGGAACAGAUGUCUGGUCAGUCUGCAAAGAAAAUCCGUCUUGGGGAAGCUGUUUCAAAGGGUAUUGUUAAUAAUGAGACUCUUGGUUAUUUCAUUGGGAGAGUAUAUCUCUUCUUGACGCGUCUCAGUAUAGACAAAGACCGCUUGAGAUUUAGGCAGCAUCUUGCCAAUGAGAUGGCUCAUUAUGCCGCUGACUGUUGGGAUGCUGAGAUUGAGUGUUCCUAUGGUUGGAUUGAAUGUGUUGGCAUCGCCGAUAGAUCUGCAUAUGAUUUGCUUGCUCACUCGGAGAAAAGUGGCGUUCCGCUGGUGGCUCACGAAAAAUUUUCAGAACCUAAGGAAGUGGAGAAAUUGGUUAUAACUCCUAUCAAGAAAGAAUUGGGCCUUGCAUUCAAAGGUAGUCAGAAGAUGGUGGUUGAAGCACUUGAGGCAAUGCGUGAGAAAGAAGCAUUGGAUAUGAAGGCCGCUCUGGAAUCAAAAGGUGAGGUUGAAUUUGAAGUGUGUACGCUUGGGAAAACUGUAACUAUUAAUAAGAGCAUGGUGAGCAUUCACACGGAGAAAAAGAAAGAGCAUCAGCGAGUUUUUACACCAUCUGUGAUUGAACCAUCCUUUGGGAUUGGACGGAUAAUAUAUUGUCUAUUUGAGCACACUUUCUAUACAAGGCAGAGUGAAGCUGGGGAUGAACAGUUAAAUGUAUUUCGCUUUCCUUCACUUGUGGCUCCUAUUAAGUGCACUGUUUUCCCUCUGGUUAAAAACCAGGAGUUUGAAGAGGUUGCCAAUCUAAUUUCCGAGUCGUUGACUGCUGCUGGAAUUUGGCAUAUGAUUGACAUUACAGGUACAUCAAUAGGAAAACGGUACGCAAGAACAGAUGAACUUGGUGUGCCUUUUGCUAUCACUGUGGAUUCAACAACUUCAGUGACUAUCCGGGAGAGGGACUGCAAGGAUCAAGUGCGUGUUGACGUGGAAAAUGUUGCCACUGUUAUUAGGGAGGUAACCGAAGGCCAGAGGACAUGGGAAGAUUUGUUAAAACUCUCAGGUGUACUUACUGCUUGUGCUUCUCAACCUGCUGCCUCAGAUUCCGUGUCAUCUGCUGAGUUUGAGAAGAUAAUGGGCUGAAUUGGCUUCUCAAAAAGCUCAGAUUCAAGAUCAGUCAGCAAAGAUUGGCCUCCUGAUCAAUCUAGUUUAUUUAUUUAUUUUUAUGUUUUUAUUUUUAUUUUUGGUCAAGUAGUCUAUUGACUAAAAUUCUUUUUUUUUCUUUUUAAGGGGAAUAAGUGAGCGUGAUAAUUUUAAUGUUAUCUUGUUGCUAAUCCAACUAAAACUAAGGAUAAAAAUACAAAGAAUAGAUAGGAUAUGAUUUACUAAUAGGUUUAGUUUAUCAUUUUCUCUUGGUGCAUCAAACAAUGAAUUUAAACAUGAUAAGAUAAUUUUAUCAUAUAUCAUGCUUUCUUA